CCGCUGAUUGGCUGCUGCGAGGGCGGGGCGGGGCGGGUGGGAGUCUCUCGACGCCUGCUGGCCUCCUCGUCUUUCCCGCCAUGUCGUUUGUGGAGAGCGGGCGGCGCUCGGCUCCUCUGCGCCGACGCCUCGGCACCCCCAUUCCGUUUGCCCGGCCGGCCUUUUCCGCCUUCAGUCAGGGGGACAGUUGGGGUGAAGGUGAAGGGGACGAGGAGGACGGAUGCGACCAAGUGGCCCGCGACCUGCGGGCGGAGUUUUCGGCCGGGGCGUCGUCGGAGCCUAGAAAGGGCUUGCUACUCCAGCGGGACGGGGACGGGUCGCCGGUUCUGCCCGAUAAGCGCAAUGGCAUUUUCUCUGCGGUUGCGGGCGGCCGGGCCCAGGCUCGGCGGUGGCCUGUCCAGGUCCUCUCAAUUAUCUGUUCGCUGCUGUUCGCCAUCCUCCUCGCCUUCCUCCUCGCCAUCACCUACUUGAUCGUAAAAGAGUUACAUGCUGAGAAUUUGAAGACUGAAGAUGCAGACACUGGGCUACUAGGAUUCUGGACUCUACUCAUAAUAUCUCUGUCUGCCGGGUUCUCGUGUUGUAGCUUUUCUUGGACAGUGACUUAUUUUGACUCUUUUGAACCAGGAAUGUUUCCUCCCACUCCUCUUUCGCCUGCCAGGUUCAAGAAACUGACUGGACAUUCUUUCCACAUGGGCUAUAGCAUGGCAAUUUUGAAUGGCAUUGUAGCUGCUCUUACUGUAGCUUGGUGCCUCAUGUAAACCUACACUGAAGCAAUAUUUUUGGCAAAACUUAGUCAUGAUUGCUUUGUAAUAACAGGGAAGAACAUCAUUUGCCUACUCAGAAGACCAAGAAACCUGCUGUUCAUUAUCGGGUUCAGAUACGUGUCAUAUCAUCGACAUUAUGGAGGACCAUCUUUUUUUUUUUUUUUUUUUUU
Hyaena hyaena (striped hyena) is the source of this 934-nucleotide messenger RNA. RefSeq names its product ADP ribosylation factor like GTPase 6 interacting protein 6 (gene ARL6IP6). The record is from RefSeq and is a predicted model, not a curated record. The transcript has 4 exons. Lineage: Eukaryota; Metazoa; Chordata; Mammalia; Carnivora; Hyaenidae. Bases 81 to 758 code for a protein of 225 amino acids.